AUGACGACGAGCGUCGACACCGUGCGCGUGCUCGUGCGCGUGCGUCCGCCGAACGCGCGGGAGAUCGCGAGCGGGUACGCGAAAGCGUUGACGGUGCACGAGCAGCGAGCGAUUACGCUGCACAAUCGCUCGAACGCGCGCGAGAGCGUCAAGGGAUCGUCGUGUUACGCGUACGAUCACGUGUGCGAUGAGGCGGUGACGCAAGAAGAGAUAUUCCAGCGCGUCGGUCGAGACGUCGUCGAUGGCGUGGUGGAGGGGUACCACGGGUGCGUGCUGGCGUACGGACAGACGGGGGCGGGAAAGACGUACACGAUGCAAGGAAUCGAGGGCGCGAGGGAGGCGAUUGAGAGCGGUGACGGGAGCGAUUGCGACGUGCGAAUGAGUGAUGAUGAGGAUGGGGGCGCGGAGGAGGGUGGAUUGGACGACGCGCACGCGGGAUUGAUCCCUCGAUGCGUCGCGCGAUUGUUCGAGCGGUGCGAGGAGGCGAGACGGGCGGCGAGCGAGAACGGCGGUGAUUGCGAGAUCGAGGUCAAGUGCUCGUACUUGGAGAUUUAUAACGAGACGUUGAGGGAUCUUUUGGUGGCGCAGGAUCAGGAUCACGUGAACGCGCCGAACGUGCGAGAGGACGCAAAGAGAGGGACGUUUGUUGAAAACUGUCGAGAGGAGCGCGUGCACGGCGCGGAGCAGACGUACGAGACUUUCCUGCGAGGCGCGGCGAAUCGCACGACGGGUCAGACGAAGAUGAACGCUGAUUCUUCGCGUUCGCACAGCGUGUUCACGAUCUCGGUCGAGUCGAGAACUCGCGCGCACGCCGGGGCGCCCACGACGAAGAAGAGUGCCCUCUUGCAUUUGGUCGAUUUGGCCGGAAGUGAGCGACAGAAGUCCACCGACGCGGCUGGCGAUCGUCUGAAGGAGGCGAGUGCGAUAAAUAAGUCGCUCAGCGCGCUGGGUAAUGUCAUCAAGGCGCUCGUGGACGUGGCCGAUGGCAAGGAGCGACACGUCCCGUAUCGCGACUCAAAGUUGACGUUUUUGCUCAAAGACGCACUCGGUGGGCGCGCGAGAUGCACCCUGCUCGCGUGCGUUUCUCCCGCGCACGUCAACUCCGAGGAAACGAUGUCGACACUAAAGUUCGCCCAGCGCGCCAAGUUGGUAAAGGUUGCAGCCGUAAUGAACGAGGAAUCCGAGGGUUCGAUGAAUGAGCUUGCGGCGGAGGUUGGACGACUCCGAGCGCUACUCGCCGAGGGCGGUGGCAACGGGAAUGGUGGCGACGCCGGAGCGAAAAUUCUUGAACUUGAGGCGGUCAUGGCGAAGGCAAGUCGUGCCUCCGCGGCUGCGGCCAAGGAGAGCGAAGAGGAGCGCGCGCGACUUGAGGAAAAGCUAGAGCGCGCGAAGGAGCUGUGCGCGUGCUUGGACAAGAAUUUACAAUCCGCGAAGAUGGUGAUUCGAUUGCGCGACGAAGCGUUGAAGAGGAAAGAGCUCUCACCAGAAACCAUCAGUGCGGAGAUCGAGGAAUUAAGAAAGCAAAACGAGCACCCGCCGGAGGUUGUUCGCGUUCGCAUCGAGCUCGCGGCGUUGCAAGAGCGGGCCGAUCGCCUUCAAGCCGAAAACGAGCGUUCGGCGAAUCGCGGACGUCUGGCGACGAUCGAGGCCGAGUUGUUGGAUCUUCGGAAGCUCGUCGCGGCAGAGGGUGAGCUCACUGCGAGGGCAUUGGAAGAAAAGGCUGAAGCGCUCAAGCUCGUGGACGAGGUUGAUGCCCGCAACAAGCUUCUCGAAUCAAACGCCGAGGCAGCCGAACGCCGCGCCGUUCAGUGCGAGGAAGUUGCCGAAAACGCGCGUUCGGCACUUCUCGCCGCCGAGGUUCUAGAAAAUGAACACAAAAUGGCCAAAGAGGUGGCAGACGCGGAGCGGGCGCGUGUCCAGGCGACGUUUGAAGAGAACAAGGAAAUCAUGGAAGAAAUGUUCUCCAAAUUGGAGGUACUCACGGCAUACAAGAGCCAAGCCGACAAGGCAAAGGCUGAACUCGAAGUUCGGCUCGCACAAGCCGAGGCCGCGGUCGCGAACGCGGACUUGACUUCCGGUGAGACCGCCCGCGCGCUUGCGAAGGCUGAGUCAGAGCUCUCAAAGGCUAAAGAGGAACUCGCGGCCGUCGUGCAAAAAGCUGAAGAAAAUCUUCAAGAGGAAUUGGCCAAGGUCGAGCGCAAACAUGAAGAAACUAUGGAGACGGCGCGCGUGAAACACGAGUCCGCGAGCGAGAAGCGCGUGCACGAGUUGAGCACCCGUCACUCUGAGGAAACGGCGACAUUGAAGAGAGCGCACGAAGCCGAGAUGCAAGCGUUGAUUAGCGAACGAGACGCCGCGAUCGCGAGCGCGAAGAGCGCAGUCGAGAGCGACAUCAGCGCCGAGCGCGAGGCGCACGCUUCCGCUCUGGCGGAACAAGCGAGGGAACUUGAGGCAAAGUUCCAGAACGAAAUGGUCCGCUUGCGCUCUGAACACGAGCAACGCGCCAACGCACUCAGAGAUGAAGAGGCUCGCGCGAUUUCGAAGCUUCGAGAGGAAUUCGACGUCGAAAAGGCUGAUAUGAUCAACGCGCAGGCAUCAAAACUCGCCGCGCAGGCUCAAGCUUUCGCUGAGCAGAUUGAAAAGAUCAGCGCUUCGAACGCUGAAGCAAUCGCGGCAGUCGAGCACAAGCACGCGGAAGCGACUGCAGAGCUCGAAGAAAAGCUCGCGAGCGCACUCGAGCGAAGCGAGGGCGUGUCGUCGAACUCGGAGGCCCAUACUUUGGAGCUUGCGGCUAUGAACGAGGAGCAUAUGAAGGCGAUGGAAGAGUUGGAGGCAGAGUACAAAUCGCAAAUCGCCGAGCUUGAGCGAGAGCUCGCGAUGCGAGUCGAGGCUGAGGGCAACACGAUCGCGUUGGAAGAGCAUACGAUCACCCUGCAAGACGCCCUUGAGGAGCAAAAGAGUCUGCUCAGCAACGCCUUCGCUGCAGACAUUCGAAACGCGGAGAGAAAGCUCGCUGCGGCGAAGGAAGAAAUCUCUCAGGCCAAGUCGACCGCUACGGCUGAAUUCGCCGCGGCUGGAAACGCGCAAGGUCAGAUUCGCAAACUCCAGGAAGAACUCGCAUCGAAGGACGAAGAGAUUUGCAAUCUUCAGCAUAAGCUUCUUCUCGCGCGAGGCGGGGCGCUCGAGGCAGAGACGGGCGACGAAGAAGCGCAUACGAGACCCGAUGCCCGCCUUUUGGACUCGGCAAAGGCGGCUCGUAAGCGAGCAGAAGAACGCGCUCAGGAGAUGGAAGCCAAGAUGGCGGCGCUCACGAGCGAGGUAGACGAAGUGAAGCAGUCAGCGGCGACGACGAAGACCAAAUACUCCGCGGCACGUUCGCGCAUUGAGUCUCUCGAGGUGGCGCUGCACGCGGCGAAAUCCGAGCUCGCACAGUUGAAAGGCGUGGAUCCGCCUCCGCUCGCCAAGACGCCUGGUCGAACGCCAGCGGCGAAACGCCCGGCGAGCGCUCGAACACCAGCGAAGACGCCGGGAUCCACUGCGCGUCGUAUUUUGAGUGAAGUGAACUCAACGGCGCCGCCAGGAAGUCCGUCAGCCGAACGCCCGGUGAAGCACAUGCGCUUCUCCAGUCCCGCCACCGGAGCAAGUGAGCGCCCCAAACCGAUCACGGGAAUCGAGGGCUUGCGACGUGGUACCAGUCGUUUGCUCUCCAAGCCCGCCAUGCGCGUCACCAAGCCGAGCAACGAGUGA
Ostreococcus tauri is the source of this 3747-nucleotide messenger RNA. Its product is annotated as P-loop containing nucleoside triphosphate hydrolase. The coding region runs from base 1 to 3747 and encodes 1248 amino acids. The transcript has a single exon. NCBI's taxonomy places the organism in Eukaryota, Viridiplantae, Chlorophyta, Mamiellophyceae, Mamiellales, Bathycoccaceae. Gene Ontology annotation, molecular function: microtubule motor activity; ATP binding; microtubule binding. Gene Ontology annotation, biological process: microtubule-based movement. The record is from RefSeq and is a predicted model, not a curated record.